Macrosteles quadrilineatus (aster leafhopper) is the source of this 2297-nucleotide messenger RNA. RefSeq names its product delta-1-pyrroline-5-carboxylate dehydrogenase, mitochondrial-like. Gene Ontology annotation, cellular component: mitochondrial matrix. The record is from RefSeq and is a predicted model, not a curated record. Bases 203 to 1912 code for a protein of 569 amino acids. Lineage: Eukaryota; Metazoa; Arthropoda; Insecta; Hemiptera; Cicadellidae. Gene Ontology annotation, molecular function: L-glutamate gamma-semialdehyde dehydrogenase (NAD+) activity. The transcript is spliced from 12 exons.
GCUGACUGGAGAAAAUUAUUCUGGUUUGCUAUGUUGUUGUCUUUUCCGUCAGCGAUUUCUUAGGUAGAAGCGAACGAAAAAUCAAUUUGUGGGGCUUGAGAGGGCAUAUUUUGUGUGCAAUUGUAGCGUGCAAUGCUUAAAUUUCUUUUAGUGUUAUCUGGGUUUUGAAAUAAGUGAGUGAAAAAACUACAUAUCCAUCAAAAUGCUGAGCGCUUGUCGACAAAGUGUGAUUGUGAACUUCAAAAGAAUGAUUCAUCAGGGUAGCUGUGUAUCAGGAAUAAUAAAAGACCCUCAUAUCGAAGACUUUAAAGUCCAAAACGAACCUGUGCUUGGUUAUUUACCUGGAAGCAAUGAAAGGAAAGAGCUUGAAAAAGCUUUAAAAGAAGUUUCAAGCAAAACCGAAGAUGUUCCUAUUAUAAUUGGUGGUCAAGAAUACAGGACGAAAGAUGUCAGAUAUCAAGUCAUGCCUCAUGAUCAUCAAAAGAAGAUUGCUCAGUUUUACUACGCCACACCGGACUUGGUGAAAAAAGCAAUUGAGGUUGCAACGGAAACUCAAAAGAAGUGGGACGCCGUGCCGCUUGAGGAGAAAAUCAAGAUAUGGAUGAAGGCGGCCGACAUGAUGGCAAACAAAUACCGAUGGAAGCUUAACGCUACCACCAUGCUGGGACAGGCCAAGACUAUAGUUCAGGCAGAAAUUGAUGCUGCUGCUGAACUUAUAGACUUUAUACGGUUGAAUGCGUUCUUCGCCAAGGAGUUGACCAAGUAUCAACCCAUUAGUGAAGACCCCAAGAUUACCAAGAACUCCAUGAGGUACCGAGGUCUGGAAGGCUUCGUCGCUGCCGUCUCUCCGUUUAACUUCACUGCUAUUGGAGGGAACCUGGCAUACACACCUGCUCUAAUGGGCAGCACGACACUAUGGAAACCCUCAGACACAGCGUUGUUGUCCAACUACGUCAUCUACCAGGUGAUGACCGAGGCUGGGGUCCCCCCGGGAGUGGUAAACUUUGUACCAGCUGACGGACCAGUGUUUGGUGACAACAUUACUGCCUCGCCCCACCUCGCUGGCAUCAACUUUACCGGCUCCGUACCGACCUUCAACAGGUUAUGGACGCAGGUUGGUAAGAAUAUCAACAGCUACAAGAACUUCCCCAGGUUAAUAGGUGAGUGCGGAGGCAAGAAUUUCCACUUAGUCCAUUCCUCAGCCGACGUGACCAGCGUGGUCAACGGCACCAUCAGGUCUGCGUUUGAGUUCUGCGGCCAGAAGUGUUCUGCGUGCUCUAGGAUGUAUGUUCCUCAGUCGUUAUGGCCUAAGAUCAAGAGCGGGCUGCUGGAGACAAGAGAUAAGCUGAAGGUUUCGGAUGUGAUGGAGUUUGACUCCUUCAUGUCUGCAGUGAUUGAUGCUAAAGCAUUUGACCGCAUCUCCGGCUACAUCGACCACGCCAAGAAGAGCAGCAACCUGGAGAUCAUCGGUGGUGGACAGUAUGACAACAGCAAAGGAUACUUCAUACAGCCAACGAUCGUCGAGACUAAAGACCCGAAAGACAAGAUCAUGACUGAGGAAAUCUUUGGACCCCUGUUGACCAUCUACGCUUACCCAGACAAUAAAGUUGAUGAGAUCAUAUCAUUGGUCAACACUUCCACCCCGUACGCCCUGACAGGAGCCAUCUUUGCACAAGACCAGAAGUGGCUCCACGAGACGACGGAGAAGCUAAAGCAUGCGGCUGGCAACUUCUAUAUCAACGACAAGUCAACAGGAUCUGUGGUCGGACAGCAACCCUUUGGUGGUGCACGAAUGUCAGGCACCAAUGACAAGGCUGGUGGUCCCCACUACGUGUUGAGAUGGGCUUCCCCCCAGUCCAUCAAGGAGACCUUCGUACCCCUCACAGAGUGGAAGUACCCCUACAUGGGCUAAACAUGCGAGUCCCUACACGAUCUGCUGUGAUACAGUCAAAGUGCUACUUUGAUGAACUGAUCUACCAGUAUUUGUGAAUAAUGCUACAAGCAUUUCGAGGAAAUAGUCCGACAGUUGUAAUUUUUUUUAUUCACCACCUUACGCCGCUUAGACAACUCGUGUGCAUUAUGUAUAAUUUUUCCAAAACGCUAAAUCAAUGUUUUAAAAUAAUGGAUGUAUUUAUUUUUAGCUAUUUUAUAGUAUUUGUAAGCAGUAUUUUAUUUGGUCGACUCUUAGUUUACAUUUUGAUUAUGUAAAGGUCCAUACAUAAUACACUGUUGACACAUGCUGAAAUUAGUGACAUUAUUUAUUAACGUCAAUAAACAAAGUUAUUAUGUUGUGUUGA